AUGGCGGCGAAGAGAGGGGCUCUCAUCGUACUGGAAGGGGUGGAUAAAGCCGGUAAGACCACCCAAUGCAAGAAGCUAGUGCAGGCGUUGCAACAGAUCGGCCACCCAGCGGAAAUGAUGAGGUUCCCUGACAGAAGCACAACUAUUGGAAAGUUAAUAAGUGCUUACCUGGAGAAGAAGAGUGAGCUGGAGGACCACACGGUGCACCUUCUUUUCUCUGCCAACCGCUGGGAGAAGGUGCCUGAAAUGAAAAGAAAGCUGGAACGAGGAACCACGUUGGUGGUGGACCGAUACGCCUUCUCAGGGGCCGCCUUCACCAGCGCCAAACCGGGUUUCAGUCUAGACUGGUGCACCAAAUCGGACGUGGGUCUUCCCAAGCCGGACGUGGUUUUGUUCCUGCGCUUGAGCCCGGCCGAAGCAGCUUCACGAGGUCAUUACGGAGAGGAGCGCUAUGAGGACGCCGCUUUCCAGAGCGCAGUGCUGGACCGCUUCACACAGCUCAUGGAGGACCCGUCUGUCAACUGGGAGGUGGUGGACGCAUCCGGAAGUAUUAAUGACGUUCAUGACAACAUCGUCCAGAAAAGCUUGGACGCCGUCGACGCGGCGCAGACGCAACCUCUGGGCGAGCUUUGGAAAUGA
This is a messenger RNA of Nerophis lumbriciformis (worm pipefish), 639 nucleotides long. Lineage: Eukaryota; Metazoa; Chordata; Actinopteri; Syngnathiformes; Syngnathidae. The record is from RefSeq and is a predicted model, not a curated record.